CGCCAACUGCCAAUUUAUGUUUACGUUGCAUCAUAAAUCGGAUUGACUGUUGAUGUCUGAUAUAAUUUCAUUGCAAAGUUGACUGAAUCCUGAAUCCAAAUUAGUCGUCGUUUACAGUAUUAAGAAUCUGUGAACGCCUGCAAUUCAGUGAGACGAUGGUUAGACGAAAAGUUACUCCAAGUUCAACAAACAAGUCUUCGAAGAAAAGAGCAAAUAAAGACAAUACAACUGUAAUAGUGAGUAAACAUAAACGGAAGAGCCAUGUGCUGCAGGAAAUUAGACAUCUAAGAAGAACCACACACUUUCUCAUACCUAAACUAUCUUUUGCACGUUUAGUCAGAGAAAUUAUCAUCGACAUAUUUCCCAGAGAGAAUAUCACCAAGAUACAAGCCACUGCUCUUGAAGCCUUGCAAGAAGCGACUGAGAUGUAUCUCGUGCAAUUCUUUGAAGAUGCAGUAUUACUGGCAUUACAUGCUAAACGGGUCACUCUUAUGCGAAACGAUAUGAUUUUAAUGCGCAGGCUAAGAGGCCGCAAUGAUAUCAUCAAUAGAUAAGAAUUGUAUUUUAUAUAAUUUUAGAUAGACCAAUGUUUCAAAUACCUUAAGAUGCAUUAAGAUUAAACGAAUUCUUUCCCUUCGAAUAAGUUUUUUUUCUGAAUAAGAGGCAAUAUUUUUUGC
Molecule: messenger RNA, 677 nt
Organism: Acromyrmex echinatior (Panamanian leafcutter ant)
Lineage: Eukaryota; Metazoa; Arthropoda; Insecta; Hymenoptera; Formicidae
Cellular component (GO): nucleosome
Molecular function (GO): protein heterodimerization activity; DNA binding; structural constituent of chromatin
Source: RefSeq, a predicted model, not a curated record